UUUUUUUUAUCUGAUGUAGUUCGAUUUUUUAUUUCAGAUUUUUUUUUUUUAAAAAAGUCGAAUUACGUAUUACGAUUAAAAAAAUUUUAUGAAAAAUAUUUAAAAUUUCGUUUUUUUGGUUUCUCUUUUUUUUCAAAUUACCGAAUUUCUUUUACCAAUUUUAUUGCAAUUUGAAAAAAAAUAUGGACUUCUCAAAACCAGUAAAAAUACGAAAUAUUCACCUACUAAAAACAGCUAUUUUACCUUUUCAAUUUAAUAAUACUUCUGCUCAGUCUGAAGAACAUCCUGAAACAGAAACAUCGUCUCAACAAUAUGAUCAUGAAUCAUCAUCUCGAGUAACUACUGAACAGGAGGAAAAUUCGCAAGUAAAUAAUAAAAAAUACAAAAGAGUCAAGACUAAGUCAUCACCUCAAGAAACAGAUAAUAUGAAACAACAUGGAGUCUUAAGUGUUACAUUUAACAUCUCUGAAGGCACCAUAUCAGUCGUUGAUUCUGAGAGUACAUUAAUAUUACGUUCAAAUCAGUACGCUGAUUAUUUUCAGAAGAAAAAAAUUAAAGAAAUUUGUCCCAGCGCUAUUAAUGUUGGCAAAGAUUUACAUAUCUUAUUAGCCGAAAAUAUUUAUCAAUCUGUUAAUGGUGAAGUAAAGGAACAAAUUAACAAAGAAAUGUCCAGAAGGAAGGAAUUAAGAUUCCAUGUUGAGGUGUUUAAGGCGUAUACACGACUUCAAGCAUUUUGUGCGUUAAAUCUAAGUCGAAGUAAAAGCGAGACGGCAAGAUCACAAGCAAAAUCAAUUGUUGUCAAAUAUUUUCCACAAAUUUCUUUGCAAAAUAUGAGUUUAAUGUUACAGCGGGCACCGAGAAUAUACCGAUUACUCUUACUUUCAAAUGAAGACUGGCGUUUAAUUGAUUCUUUUGAAGAAUUAAGCGCGUGUUUUUUUAAGAGUUCAAUGAAUUCUGCCGCCAAUUUUGAAAUUUGGCUUAAUUUGGUAAGGACGGGACAGAUAGCUGAUUACAAAAAUGGUACAAGUAUGUGCGAAGAAGGAAAGAAGUUCAUGAAAGAAGUAAAGCUUAAUAUUAUUAAAGAAUAUUUUGAUGAAGUCGAUGAAAAAAAUCUAAAGGAUUUUAUUACUGAUGAUGACGAUGAAUAA
Rhizophagus irregularis DAOM 181602=DAOM 197198 is the source of this 1148-nucleotide messenger RNA. Lineage: Eukaryota; Fungi; Glomeromycota; Glomeromycetes; Glomerales; Glomeraceae. The record is from RefSeq and is a predicted model, not a curated record.